Messenger RNA from Botrytis deweyae, 744 nucleotides. RefSeq lists its product as uncharacterized. The record is from RefSeq and is a predicted model, not a curated record. NCBI's taxonomy places the organism in Eukaryota, Fungi, Ascomycota, Leotiomycetes, Helotiales, Sclerotiniaceae. The transcript has 5 exons. The coding region runs from base 1 to 744 and encodes 247 amino acids.
AUGGAAAUCUCCCUUAUAACCUCUAUUCCUAAUAUAACAAAUAAUCAAAAAAUAACUUUAUUAAAAAGUAGCAAAGUUAUAUUCGACAUCUCUGAACCUCUCCCACAAAAGCUUAUUCCAAAACCAGCUUUUGUAAAAGGAAUCAUUAACAAAAGCUUUGAAACUACCUCAUCACUAUCCCAAAACCAAUCUAUAAUCCUCAAAUCUAUCAUUGAAACCUCAGAAAUACUCAAAUCAGAAAUACCCGAAUCUAUCUCGAAGAAUACUCCACUAGUUUCAAUAUCUUUGGAAAAGUCUAAUAAAAAGUAUAAAUAUAUAUAUUACAAAACUAAUCUGAAACGAGCUGGAUAUUGUUUGCAAAUUAUUAUAUAUAAAUGGCUUGACGAUAAUUUGAAUAAAGGAUUUAUCUACAAAUCUUAUUUCAGAUUGGCUGUUUUAUUUCUAUUAGCUGUAAAGCCUGGUGAAGAAAUUUUUAAUACUUUAUAUUAUACAAAAAUCUAUACCAAGUUGAAUAUUAUUAUUACAUUUAAUAAAUUAAGGAUUGUAGAAGAAUAUAAAUGGAAAAUAGCUUUUAUAAUUCGCUUUAGCCUUUUCAAGUCUUUAAUAAUAUCUUUUAGUUUUUGUAAUGCUUUUGUUUUAUUUCAAAAUUAUAUUAAUCAUGUUUUUUUCGAUUUCUUGAAUAGAAAUUAUACUAUAUACCUAAAUAAUAUUUUGAUUUAUUUUAUUAAUACUACAGAUUAUUGA